AGACUUCAUCAACAAUUGAUACUCAGUACAGAAGAUUUCAUGAAAGAAUGACCUGCUCUUACACAUAUCACUUUACAUUUGGAUCCGGGAAUAAUGUCUCUCCAGUAACCCAACCACAAACACAGAUAGAAAAAAGACUGUCGGAUGCUUUUGAGAAACGCAUUAAAUCUGUGGAAAGCGACAGAUAUCAGAGAUCUAAAUCUGAGGGAUAUCGAUCACCAUACAGUGAAAAGUGGUAUUCGGUCAACAAUUUUCCACGUCUUUCUUACCACCAUCAACUGGUCUCUAGGCUUGCAACAAAGAUGAGAGAUUUAAGAUCAUCUUCUCAAGUUAAUGAAACCAUAGGUGUCAAGAGAGUUCAGCUUUACCUAGCCGGGGAAAUUACAAAAGACACUGAGAAGUUAAUUACUUCCUCGAAGGAAGAGCAUGUAAGGUGCUCCCUGAAAGGUGAAAAACGAUGGCCUGUGUCAGCACUUAUCUAUUUUCAAAGUGAGAAUGAACCUUUAGAUAGAAUAGAGGAGCUUCUCGAUUCCAUUCGGCCAAUUGUUUGGACCAAAGCUUAUAUAGUCCUUAAUCAAGCUGCACGGCCAUCGGAGGACACAUUUCAAUCAAAAUACUCGAUGCUCACCAGAAAAAAGAAAUGUGUUCGGGAGGCUCUCACCUCUUUCCUAGAAACACCUUUGAAGAAAUGCAUUGAAGGGUUUCUUGAAGAAUUGAACGUUGGCGAAGGAUCGAGGGAAGAAAUACCAAAGAUACUGAAUGAAUGCAAAUCAUUGUUAUUGCAAAUGUCAUCAAAAAGAAAUGAAAUGCAAAUCCCGGAAACGAUUAAAAACCUUCUGUUUGAGAGAUACGACGUACAUGGCUUUGGUAUCUGGGAUACAUCAGAGUUUAGAGUAUUUGUAAGAAACAAGGCAGACAUUGAAAGUCUGAAAUAUGAACUUUUCAAACUUGAACCUGAAUUCUUAAACACUUUGUCACUACAUAUCGUAUCAGGUGAAGUGAAAAUUUACAGCCACGUGAAGCAAGGAGAAAAAGUUUAUUUAGAUAGAAAUGGAGAAAAUUCAAAACCUUCCUAUGCAACAGCUGGCGCUCUUCUGAAAGACAAUCUUGGCCAAGACGAGGUGUAUGGAUUGACGUGUCAUCAUGCAUUACCUAGGGAGAAAGAGUUUGUGUACGUUACGUCUCUAGAAACUACGCAACUUGCCCAAGUCGGUGAAUGCAUUUAUUCCGAUCCAGAACCUUUCCACGAUUUUGCCGUUUUCCAAGUAGACGAAGACAAACGAAGGAACUGUGAUACGACCUUUUUGAAUAGAAUGGAAGAUCCAUGCAAUGUAAAUAUUCACCAAGGAAUCAUUCCGUCAAAUGCUGUCGUACAUAAAAAGGGGGCAACAACUAACUUUACUGAUGGUCGGAUAUUGAGCUCGGAGUUUUAUUAUAAGCUGUUCGGAAAUAGAAAUGAAAUGUUCCUAGUCUCUAGUUUAAACUCCAGUGAUUACCCCUUCUCUUUAAAAGGAGAUAGCGGAUCAGUUGUUUUCCAACACGACCGCUCUCCUGACCAGAAAUCUGUUUUUGCUCUAGGCCUGGUUACUGGAGGGAUAGAUGAAGUCCGAGACGAAAGUCUCAAAGAUGUCCUCAAUUCAACAGUUUGCUUACGUCUUAAUAAAGCUCUUUCUCGCCUUUCUGAAAAGAAGCAGUUGAACUUGGAAUUUGAAAACUCUUGCCGUAUAUCUUCAAGUUCAGAUGAAAGUGUAUGAAAGGAAAAUUUCUAUUUUUCAUGUUUUGCUCCUCUAGGUGAUAUUCUUAGAAUUUUGUUUCUUAGAUUAGCUCAUAUACUUCCCUUUAGCAUAAUAUGCCGUGUACAGAAUCCAAUUAUAUUUUACAAUAGACUUUUAGCAUAUUUAUAUGGCGUUUACAAAAUAAACAGACUUGUACAAAUAAA
Molecule: messenger RNA, 1939 nt
Organism: Saccostrea echinata
Lineage: Eukaryota; Metazoa; Mollusca; Bivalvia; Ostreida; Ostreidae
Exons: 7
Coding region: 48-1754 (568 amino acids)
Source: RefSeq, a predicted model, not a curated record